AUGAUACAAUGGCGACCAGUGAUAAUGCUCGCUGCUGGAAUAGCUUUUAUGCUAAUUACUGCCUUAUUGCAAGACCCACAGAAUAAAAGCCCGAAAAUGAUCAAAUGUACACAAGAAAUUAUAUUUACAGAUAGUGCACCCGAUGGCAUAUUUUUAGUCGUCUUGGACGAUUGGGUGUAUUUAACCGCAAUAUGGAAGGAGCACGAAGAGGCAAAAACUAGAGAGCUCAAAGGCCUCAUUAAACAAUAUAGAAGACCUCUUCAGUCAGUUAUAUCGCUGAGACAUCCUUCCGCAAAUGCAAGCAAGUCAUGGCAAUUACUUUAUGUUCAUCAAUUAGAUGGACCGAUUGCCCACUUGUCGAAAUAUUGUCAUGCCAAUGUCACUAUUCAUUCAGCAGCUGCGAAUGUUGCAGAAUAUGAUUCCAUAGCAAUCUUGUAUUAUACGCAAAAAGACGAGGAUUUGAUCUAUACCGUGAGGUUAUAUCGUAUUGGAGUAUUUAGGAAAGCCGAUCAAGCAGCAGUUGGUGAAUGUAAAAGCCAUACAAAUAGUCCAUGUCAUAGUACUCCAUCAUUUCGAUUCCAAGACAUUAUUCUACCAGGGACAAUGCCAAUUAAAGCAUUUUAUGUGGACAACAAUAUGAUACUUUAUUCGAGGCAAGUGGGAUUGCAUUUUGAUAAAUAUAAGUUUCGAAUGAUAAAAAUGCCAAAUGACAUACUGAACGAUGAUGAGAAUGAUGACAGAAAGAUAGAAUCGAGCGACCCCGGAGUAUUACAAAGACUCAGUCAGAUGGAUUUGAUGAAUAAGACAUCAACCACACUGAGAACGUUGCACAUAUCUACUCCAGGUGCCAUUCGUGUUCUCUAUGCAGAGGCUACUGGGAACGAAAGAGCGUGGAGCUAUUCGGUGGUUACAUAUGACAACGCAUCAACUACUAACACUAAAUGGCGACGAAAAUCAAUAAUAUACGAAGAUCACCAAAGAAGUGAAGAAAUCGAUGACAUGGAUAUUCAUACUCAAGUUACACAAUUGGACAGACCUAUGCUACAUCCUAUAGUCGCGACAGCGCAGAACGCAACUACUAUCGCGAUUCCAUUAAGUGAUAGCCUCAAAAGUUACGAUUUUAUACUACAUCUCAAGCCAGAGCAGUAUAGGGUUCGUGAGAUUCGAACCUCACUUCACGGAGAUCGGAAUCCAUUUUUCGUUGGUGCAGAAAUCAACGCGGCUGCUAAUCAAAUGGCUCUUGUCACAAAGGAUAAUUAUAUUCCGAUUUUCAAGCGCGGAAUAGCCGAAGUCGGAUCAGGAUCCCCUCAAAAACGGCCAUUAAAUUUAGAAUCUGAUGAACAAGCGGCAUAUGUCAAGAAUACAUCGAAUAAUCUUGAUGGAGGUGAAGCAUGGCAUAAGCGAAUGACUCUGAAAGUUACGUUUCCAUCAUACGAAGAGUUUGACAACUUGUAUGGUGGGGAUGUCAUAGCCGUUAAAUUAUUCAAUAAUUCAUCAUAUGCAGACGUUGAGGAAGGCACAACAGGAAACUUUUUGUUUGUUGUAUACGGAUACGGUAUACUGGUGUCCUUUGACUUGGGAAUACCAUAUCAAGAAAGUUUCAUAUGGUAUUUUGUGACAGAGAAAUGGCAAAUGUGUAUUACAAUGCUGUUUGUAGUUUUGCUGUUUUCUUGGCAUGAAAUGCAAUAG
This is a messenger RNA of Paraglomus occultum, 1689 nucleotides long. Lineage: Eukaryota; Fungi; Glomeromycota; Glomeromycetes; Paraglomerales; Paraglomeraceae. The record is from the annotation of a GenBank genome assembly.